AUGGAAGAAACCCAUGGAACUACGUUCAGUAUUCAUCCUGGAUCAACCAAGAUGUAUCAUGACGUCAAAGGAAGAUAUUGGUGGAAUGGGAUGAAAAGAGAUAUUGCACAGUAUAUAGCCAAGUUUUCGACUUGUCAACAACUUAAUGUGGACAUCAACAAACAUAUGGAUUCCUACAACCUUUACCCAUUCCAGAGUGGAAGUGGGCAAGGAAUACCAUGGACUUUAUGCGAAAUUGGCACAGGUGUAUAUGACAAAAUUGUAAGUUUACAUAGAGUUCCUGUAUCAAUUGUAUCUUAUAGAGGUUCAACUUUUACCUCACGGUUCUGGAAGAGCUUGCAAGAAGCCUUAGGGACACAAUUGGAUUUUAGUACUACUUUUCAUCCUCAGAUAGAUGAUUUUGGAGGAAGUUGGGAUACAUAUUUACCCUUAGUGGAGUUCUUAUAUAAUAAUAGUUAUCAUUCGAGCAUUGAGAUGGCUCCUUAUGAGGCUCUAUACGGACGUAGGUGUAGAUCUCCUAUUUGCUGGGAAGAAGUUGGAGAAAGAAAAUUGACGGGAGCGGAGAUUGUACAAGUAUCACCUAUGAAAAGUGUGAUUCGUUUUUGCAAGAAAGGGAAGUUUUCUCCAAGAUAUGUGGGUCCAUAUUUAAUCGUAGAGCGUAUCAGAAAAGUUUCUUAUAAACUGGAACUGCCACCAGACAUGUCACAGAAUGUACAUGGGAGACAGAAGAUAGUAUGCGACAAAAAUAUCCAUACCUAUUUGACCCUGGUGGUCGGAGGAAGCUCCAUUGAGGAGAAAAACGCUGCUCACCAAGAGCAGCUCAUCUGCCCUUACGGGCAAAACUCUGCUUUGGCAGAAUUCUGCCGAAGGGCAGCAGCUCUGGUCUAA
This is a messenger RNA of Mercurialis annua (annual mercury), 888 nucleotides long. RefSeq lists its product as uncharacterized. Gene Ontology annotation, molecular function: nucleic acid binding. The transcript has 6 exons. Lineage: Eukaryota; Viridiplantae; Streptophyta; Magnoliopsida; Malpighiales; Euphorbiaceae. Bases 1 to 888 code for a protein of 295 amino acids. The record is from RefSeq and is a predicted model, not a curated record.